UCCAGCAUACCUGAGCUGAGCGAGCUACGGUCACACUCACACGCAUCCCCGGAGCAUCGCGAUGUCCUCGAACUCGAACUCGAACUGGAACUGAACUCGCUCGGAGCUGCGCCCACACCAAAUGUCCUCGAAGCAGCAGUCCUCCGCCGCGGUGGCCGAGGCCGUGGCCAGCUGCAAACUGAAGAAGCAGCAGCGCCGUCGCCUGGCGGCCUUCGACUUCGACCACACGAUCGUUUCGCAGAACACGGACACCGUGGUGCGCGACCUGCUGCCCACGGAGGUGACCAGCGCCCGGGCCAACGAGCUCGUCGAGAACGACUGCUGGACGGAGUACAUGGCCGAGGUGUUCCGCCUGCUGCACGAGCAACAGGUGCCGGAGGCGCGCAUCCGGGACACCAUUCGCGGCAUCCCCGAGGUGCCUGGGUUCGUGCGGCUCAUCAAGCACCUGGCCAAGCGGCUGCACUACGACCUGAUCAUCAUUAGCGACUCGAACAGCGUCUUCAUCGAGGAGUGGCUGCGGGCGCACAACCUGGCCGACUGCUUUGUGGCCGUCUUCACCAAUCCGGCGGAAUUCGACGCCUCCGGGCAGCUGUUGGUUCGCGCCCAUCACCAGCAGACGGACUGCAAGCUGAGCGCCAGCAAUCUGUGCAAGGGCCGCGUCCUCGAGCACUUCGUCAUCGAGCAGGACCUGCGGCGCAGCAUCCGCUACGACCACGUCUUCUACGUGGGCGACGGCAACAACGACAUCUGCCCCGUGCUGCGCCAGCGGGCCUGCGACUUCGCCUGCGCCCGCAAGGGAUUCGCCAUGGAGAAGCACCUGCUGCGCAACCGCAGCAAGUUGAAGCUGCGCGCCCAGCUGCUGGUGUGGAAGAGCGGCUUCGACCUGAUGGACCAGAUGCUGGCCCUGCCGCAGUUGCAGACCCCGCAGGUCUCAAGUGAUCGGGAUGCGGGUGGAGGUGGGGAUCCGGACACCAAAGUCGACGCUCCGGAGGUGACGGCCCGGCGGGCCUCGGCGGUCGCCGGACCGACCAAGUCACCGAAUUAAGGAGGCAUGUAUCCGCAUUUGGAGGCCUAGACGAGUAUGUAGUUGCUUUGACUGGCAUCCUAGAACCGUACGAACCACAUAGCCAAACUCAUUUCUCACUUUUGCCUAGAAAAUCAAUCGGGAAUUCUUCAGAACAAGAAGAACCCAAAUGCGCUAAUAUACUUUGUAACUUUAGUCACACAAAGCCCAAAAUGAAUUUCUCAACGUAAUAAGAACGCGAAUUCUUUAGGGGAAGAUCAAGUGGAACCAGCAAGAUCAAUAGAACUAAUAUACCUUGUAGUUUUAUGACUGAAUUCUUCAGCGAAUCAAGAACGCAAGUUCUUUAGGGCAAGGGGUUUUAGAAAGAUCGAGCAAGUAUAUCCAAUUUGCAAAAUCGGGAUUUGUAAGAGCGCAGAAAAAAAUCGAAAUACAUCAUUUUAAAUAUACGGUUUUACGAUGUCGACUACAACUCGUGCAGGCCAUGAAUCCGCAUCCCCAUAGCCAUAGCCAUGCCCAUCCCCAUCCCAUCAUCGUUGUUUCAUCCAUAUGGUCUGGUCUGUUUAAUCGUUUAACGCUCCCCCCUUUUUAUUGCACCGUCUAUGCUAAGUAUGCUAAGUGGACCUAUGUAUGUGGCAGGACUUUAACCUGCAAAACACGUGUCUAAAACAGUACAAUUUCAGAGCCUGUGAAGGUGCGCCAGUUCAAGGGGUCAAUUUUGGGCUGCGGCUGUUAAUGUUUAUUCCAUGUGUGUGUAUAUUGUAUCUUGUUGUAAUUGAAAUUAUCGCAAGCUGUAUAUGAGUGUCCAUAUUAUAUGCAUUUGAAUGUGUGUUUUGCCGUUACUGCA
Molecule: messenger RNA, 1868 nt
Organism: Drosophila gunungcola (fruit fly)
Lineage: Eukaryota; Metazoa; Arthropoda; Insecta; Diptera; Drosophilidae
Product: pyridoxal phosphate phosphatase PHOSPHO2
Molecular function (GO): phosphatase activity
Source: RefSeq, a predicted model, not a curated record